UAACUGGUUGUACAGUAAAAAUCAAAUUUUAUCAAAUAGAUGUGCGGCGCAUACUUUACCCAUACAUAUACUAAUAUACUAAUACACCCAUACAUUGCCCAUAAAAAAUAACAUGACUGUCAGUGUCAUUAUAAUAGUAGUAUAGUUACUGUACUGUAAUAUACUGGUGUGUGUUAUCAUUGACUAAAUAAAAAUUAUCGUAAAAAUAACUGUUAUUUUUUAUAUAUAAAAUAAAUAUUUUUAUUUUAUUGGAAAAUAAAAAUUAAUAUAUUUGUGUUGUGUGUGAAACACCAACCUAUCUAUUGGACAGUCAGUCCAUUUGGAUAAUCAGUAAUAUUACCGCACACUAACUCACGCGCGCGGGUGUCGUCGACACACGUAUUGAUUUCAUUGUUGUGUUUUUUGUUUUGUUUGAAUCCCAAAGACUCGUGUUUUUUUGUUGGUGUUAUUGUUGGUCUUUACCACCGAUGAAGACUGGAAGCGAUUGAAUCAUAUAAUACAUACAUAUAUAACUCGGGAACCAACCAAUCGGUAGACCAGAACAACUCUCGGGACGAUUGGCUACCAAUUGGCUGUCUCUCUCUCUAUCGCUGUCUCCAAGAAGUGGUGGCCGAAGAAGUAUUUGAUUACCUAAGCUGUGAUAUAGAUUGUCCAUUCAGUUGGUUAUUAUCAUAUAAUAUAAAUUGAUACCACAAUCUGAAGAUAUGGUCGACUACUAUACGAUAUUAAAUGUCCCGCGAAAUGCCGACACCAUCGAUAUCAAGAAGGCAUAUCGGAAACUGGCGCUCAAAUGGCAUCCGGACAAGAAUCCCGACCGCAAGGAUGAGGCCGAACGCAAAUUCAAAGAAAUAUCCGAAGCCUACGAAGUUCUGUCCGAUGACACAAAGCGCCGAAUUUACGACAAAUACGGCAAAGAAGGUCUCAUGAAUGGAGGCGGCGGUGGCGGAGGUCGCGGUCAUAAUCAUCACCAUCACUACCACAAUGGCGGUCAUCAUCAGGGUUUCGGUGGCGGCCAUCCGUUUAACGGUUUCUUUACGUUUCGCGAUCCCGAAGACGUAUUUCGUGAUUUUUUCGGCUCCGAUCCGACAUUCAACAACAUGUUUCGCCAGUUCGGCAAUCAAAACAAUAUGACUAACGGCGUACCGAUGAACCCGCAUAACCAGCACAUGGCGUUUCCAUUUCAGAAUCCGUUUGCCCAGUUUGGCGGCGGUUUUCCCACUAAUGUACCGUUCAAUGACCAUCUGUGGGGCGAUGGUGUCUCAUCGUUUACGACGUUUAGUUCGUCGGGUACCACAUUCAAUGACCUCGGGAACAGACCUAAUGUCAAACGGACGACUACUUCGACUAAAAAUGUUAACGGAAAACGUAUUGAGACAAGAAAAGUCUUCGAGAACGGGAAGGAAACGGUAACCGUGACUGAGGACGGGGUCAUAAUAUCCAAGUCCGUCAAUGGAGUCAAACAAGCGAUAGUGAACAACCAAUCGGCCGGUAAUAAUAAUAAUAAGACUAAUAAUAAUGAUAAUACUAAAGCUGCUGCUGAGGAAACAGUUAAGAAAACUGUUAAAACAACUAUUAAGACAACUGUAGAGACACCGACAUCGACAUCAUCGGUAGAUACGACAACAACAACAACAAAUCAGACAAGCAAUCCAUGGAUCCAAUGUGUGAUAGUUAUUGUAUUGGCCAUUGCAUCCAUGCUAUUCUCAUUGAAUUAAUUGAUUCAAUUUAAUAAUCUCUCAAAAUUAUUUGUUUGACUAUUUUGUUGUUGUGGAUUAUUAUUGAUACUGAUUUUUAAAG
Messenger RNA from Oppia nitens, 1797 nucleotides. It is a transcript of the gene mrj, whose product is annotated as dnaJ homolog subfamily B member 6-B-like. The record is from RefSeq and is a predicted model, not a curated record. Gene Ontology annotation, molecular function: Hsp70 protein binding. NCBI's taxonomy places the organism in Eukaryota, Metazoa, Arthropoda, Arachnida, Sarcoptiformes, Oppiidae. Bases 705 to 1715 code for a protein of 336 amino acids. The transcript has 6 exons.